AUUACCAACUCAUUAGUUUUAGCAGUUUUAGCAGAUUCAAAGCCAAAGUGGUAGUUAACCUCUCGCAUUUUGAGAGUCCCGACACAUUAGCAAAGGAAAUGCUCGGGUGAUAAAAUUUUUGAGAUGCCUUUAGAUCGAAAACUGAAGCAUUUUUUCGGACAAGAAGAAAACCGAAAUGUGGCAGGUGUAGGAAUAAGUCAGGAAAUCAUUCAAUUUUUUACACGCCCAGCGAAUAAACGACGCACGAGAUACCUGUCAGAUCAAAAGAGAACCAAUCAGAGGCAAGCAGUGUCUUCGUCACGCAUCUAAAAGCUGAACACGAAGCGUUUCUGUCAGUAACAUGUCGUUGAGGAAACGAGGACAUCGUGGCAAGAAAAGUCGUCGUUAAAAUUUCUUCCUCGAGACAUAACAUUUAGCCCCAGGCAUAUUUCGAAGAAACUCACGAUUGGCGGACUUUGAGUGACAUGGAAAUUGCGACUGCCUCGUUUCUCAUCCGUUUCACUUUUCUCAUAUUUCUGCUGGUUUUGGUACAGUUGAGGUUCACACUUUCAUGCGGUUCCAGAAAUACGUUGGACAAAAGAGGCCCAAGGAAACCUUUGAUGCUGUCACAGUACGUGCCAGACACUCCAGAGAAUAGUCAGCAGGCCAGCGGACCAUCAAAAGGAAAGAUAACGAGAAACUCUCCUGAGUUUGAAAAACUUGAGCCCUGCUACAACAAUGCCAUAAUAUUCAAAGACGAAGAAGGGACCGGAGCAGAUCGCUUAAUGUCGAAGAGAUGCAAAGAGAAAUUAACCAUGUUGGCGACUCUGGUAAAACAACAAUGGCCUUCAGUAAAACUUGUCGUCACGGAAGCAUGGGAUGAGCAACAGCAGCAUUCGGAGAAUUCACUGCAUUAUGAAGGAAGGGCAGUCGAUCUGCGCUUGUCCGACAAGGAUAAGACUAAAAUCGGUUUUCUGGGGCGACUAGCUGUUGACGCUGGUUUUGAUUGGGUUUACUACCAGAAACGUACACACAUACACGCCUCCGUCCGUGAAGAUGGCUACAAAGAUGAUGGUUGGGAAGGAUGUUUCAGCUCUGACUCAACAGUUAAAAUGAAAAACGGCGCUGAUUUGCCAGUCCGAAAUGUGCAAAUAGGUGACAUUGUACAGGUUAUGACAGAAGAAGGAAAAAUUGGUUACAGUGAAAUAGUUAUGUUUGCAGAUUAUAAACCCGACAUACCUCAUGCUUCGCACGUUUUGAUCGAGACUGAAAAUCCCGCGAAACAAAUAACACUUACACCUUCGCACCUUAUUUUCACUACGAGCAAUUCCUCGGAGAGUCAGCUAAAAUCUAAACAAGCUGGAAAAGUGUUACCUGGCGAGUUUUUACAAGUUUCAUCACAAGGCAAACUUGUCUCAUCGUUGGUGAGAAAAGUUUCUAUUGUCAAACGAACUGGCAUGGUAGCUCCCGUAACCAUGCAAGGUAAUGUUAUUGUUGAUGGUGUUCUGUGUUCUUGCUAUGCCAUGAUAACCGACCACGAGAUUGCGCACAUGGUGUUCAGUCCUCUGAGAGUUGUACACAGUUUUGCGUCGAACCUCUGGAGCAUGGACAUUUCAAUUCAAGAAGGAAUGCAUUGGUAUCCAGGACUGCUAAUGAAAAUCAAUGCCGCAUUGGGCCUCUAUGAUUUCUCGUAAAUGCGAUACAUAAAUUGAUGUUACUCGUGAAAGAGGAGAGGUAGAAUUUUCUGUCUUUCCUCAGCGUGGCUGCCCUGCUACAACUUCUCUGACUUUCGUAUGACUGUACUUUGCUUUUGUGGUGUCAUGUUUCUGCUUGAGAACGCAAAAAAAUAUGCACUAAAAGUAUUUUUCUUGAUUGCCGCUUCUAUCGGAACGAACACUGAUAAAAAGGUACGAUUGUGUGAUUGACUGAUCUGGUUGUGAAGUCAGUAUUCAUUUAAAGUUUUUUCUUUAUGAUAAAAAUAUUUUCAUUAUAUUUUUGUGAAAUAUUUAGGACAAAAACAAUGUUUUCGUAAAUCUAAUGCUUGUUUGCGUUUGGCGAAAUAACAGACUUGUUCUUGGAGAUGUUUUUAUUAUGAUAACCAGAGAGUAUUUCUGCGCUAUAAGUGUAAUUUAGCGCAAAAAAAACGUAGGGCACCUCGAGAGAUAAAUUAAAUUAAAUUAACUAUUUAUGUGUCUAUAUUGUACAAUUAUAUGUAGUUUUGUAAGACAUUGUAUAAACGGCAGGUAUCCGUGUACAUUCAGAACUUUACUUUUUGUUAAAGAAUGAACUCAAAAUAUUAAGAGAAUUAUCAACCAAAUUAUCGCGUAAUAUAACAGAAAUGUGAUUUGUUUUACGAUGAAACGAGCUAUGUAAUGCGAAGUAAAUAUCUCUUUGUACUUAACGUAAUGCACUUUUGUAUAGUUGUAACAAACCGCAGUUGGAGGACCAUAAAAGUUAACUAUAAAAACUGAUGUAAAAAGUCUAGAAGUAAGUUAACUUAUAAGGUAAACCAAGAACCACAUUUAUAGAGAGGGUCAAAUAUCUAGACGAGGUAAUGAUAGGCUGAACACAUCUCGGUCUGUCAAGAGGAUUCUGGUAAUUCUCUAACAUGUCUGAGAGUGUUUAGCUUUAUUCUUUAUAGCCUUUUUAUGGCAUUAGAGUGUUUAGCGAUAAAUGACCCGCAUACAGCAAAAUCCGCUUUUAAAGAGAUUUUAUUUGAAAGCAAGGUUUUCCAACUUGCUUAUAUGCUCAAAUUGAACGCAUCUGUGGGACAUUUCUUCCUUAUAUACGAAGGAAUCUUGCCUCAUUUUGUAGGUCAAAUUCUUUUGAGGCUCAGUUCACGAAAGUUUGUUUUAUUAGUCGCCUGGCAAAGGCCCUCUUAAGGUUGCUCUUGGUACAAACUCGGUUAAUGGUGACUCUCAAAACAGAGUUUCCGCUUUGAGCUGUGAAAAGAGUGUUAUUUAGGAAAACUUAAGUGCAAAAGCAUGAUUCUGGAGCGACAUUAAAAUAUGUUCCAACGUAAA
Stylophora pistillata is the source of this 3002-nucleotide messenger RNA. Its product is annotated as indian hedgehog protein. Gene Ontology annotation, molecular function: calcium ion binding; patched binding. NCBI's taxonomy places the organism in Eukaryota, Metazoa, Cnidaria, Anthozoa, Scleractinia, Pocilloporidae. Gene Ontology annotation, biological process: cell-cell signaling; smoothened signaling pathway; protein autoprocessing. The record is from RefSeq and is a predicted model, not a curated record.